GUGCGUCAGUUGUGGAGAGACGUAGACGAGUUGAGUUCGGGUCUGUAGGGAGGCAGACAGCUCCGUCGCAGACUACGGACCUCUUCAGGUCUCAGCCGCCAAAGACCCUGUCCGGUAGGUGAGUGGCUCGCUUUGAGGGCAAGGCUUCUCGGAUCGAGGCUUCUUCAUGGCCGCGAGUGGCCGGGGCUUCGCUCUUUGCGGAGGACGGCGUCUAGAGAGCACAGUUGAUUGAGGAAGCGCUAGCCGGGCAUCAUGAGUGGCUGUCGAGUGUUCAUCGGGAGACUAAAUCCAGCGGCGAGGGAGAAAGAUGUGGAAAGAUUCUUCAAGGGUUACGGGCGGAUCAGAGAUAUUGAUCUGAAAAGAGGUUUUGGCUUUGUGGAAUUUGAGGACCCAAGGGACGCAGAUGAUGCUGUUUAUGAACUUGAUGGAAAAGAACUUUGCAGUGAAAGGGUUACUAUUGAACAUGCUCGGGCUCGGUCUCGAGGUGGACGAGGUAGAGGACGAUACUCCGACCGUUUUAGUAGUCGCAGACCUCGAAAUGAUAGACGAAAUGCCCCACCUGUAAGAACAGAAAACCGACUUAUAGUUGAGAAUUUAUCCUCAAGAGUCAGCUGGCAGGACCUCAAAGAUUUCAUGAGACAAGCUGGGGAAGUAACCUUUGCGGAUGCACAUCGGCCUAAACUAAAUGAAGGGGUAGUUGAGUUUGCCUCUUAUGGUGACUUAAAGAAUGCUAUUGAAAAACUUUCUGGAAAGGAAAUUAACGGAAGAAAAAUCAAAUUAAUUGAAGGCAGCAAAAGGCACAGCAGGUCAAGAAGCAGGUCACGAUCUAGGACCAGGAGCUCCUCUAGGUCCCGCAGCCGGUCCCGUUCCCGUAGGAGCAAGUCUUACAGCCGAUCAAGGAGCAGGAGCCGGAGCCGGAGCAAGUCCCGUUCUGGUAGUAGGUCACCUGUGCCCGAGAAGAGCCAGAAACGUGGUUCUUCAAGUAGAUCUAAGUCUCCAGCGUCUGUGGAUCGCCAGAGGUCCCGAUCCCGGUCCCGGUCCAGAUCAGUUGACAGUGGCAAUUAAACUGUAAAUAACUUGCCCUGGGGGCCUUUUUUUUAAAAAAACAAAAAUUCCCAAACCAUACUUGCUAAAAAUUCUGGUAAGUAUGUGCUUUUCUGUGGGGUGGGAUUUGGAGGGGGGUUGGGCUGGAUUUCUUUGUAGAUGUGGACCACCAAGGGGUUGUUGAAAACUAAUUGUAUUAAAAUGUCUUUUGAUAAGC
Messenger RNA from Acomys russatus (golden spiny mouse), 1261 nucleotides. RefSeq names its product serine and arginine rich splicing factor 5 (gene Srsf5). Gene Ontology annotation, molecular function: mRNA binding. Lineage: Eukaryota; Metazoa; Chordata; Mammalia; Rodentia; Muridae. The transcript is spliced from 8 exons. Gene Ontology annotation, cellular component: ribonucleoprotein complex; cytoplasm; nucleus. The record is from RefSeq and is a predicted model, not a curated record. Bases 253 to 1065 code for a protein of 270 amino acids.